This is a messenger RNA of Salvia splendens (bonfire salvia), 3236 nucleotides long. Its product is annotated as N-terminal acetyltransferase A complex auxiliary subunit NAA15. Gene Ontology annotation, molecular function: protein binding. The transcript is spliced from 26 exons. The record is from RefSeq and is a predicted model, not a curated record. The coding region runs from base 136 to 2811 and encodes 891 amino acids. Gene Ontology annotation, biological process: N-terminal peptidyl-methionine acetylation. NCBI's taxonomy places the organism in Eukaryota, Viridiplantae, Streptophyta, Magnoliopsida, Lamiales, Lamiaceae. Gene Ontology annotation, cellular component: cytoplasm.
CAGAUAAACGCCACCCUCAUCGCUCUCUCUCUCUCUCUCGACGCAUUUAUCACACUCUCUCUAUCUCUCUAAACUUCGCGAAAACCUUUGAAAUUAAUCUCGCGCUAUUGAGCGGCGUUCAGUGUACCUGCUACAAUGGGCGCUUCGCUUCCUGCAAAAGAGGCCAACCUCUUUAAGCUCAUCGUCAAAUCAUAUGAAACAAAACAAUACAAAAAAGGUUUAAAGGCUGCUGAUGCCAUCUUGAAGAAGUUCCCUGAUCAUGGAGAGACCUUAUCAAUGAAAGGGCUGACAUUGAAUUGCAUGGACCGCAAGUCUGAGGCAUAUGAACUUGUCAGACUUGGAUUGAAGAAUGACCUUAAGAGUCAUGUUUGCUGGCAUGUUUAUGGUCUUCUAUAUAGGUCCGACAGAGAAUACAGGGAAGCAAUUAAGUGUUACCGCAAUGCACUAAGAAUUGAUCCCGAUAACAUUGAAAUACUCAGAGAUCUUUCUCUUUUACAGGCUCAAAUGCGUGACUUGGAAGGUUUUGUCGAGACACGCCAACAAUUACUCACCUUGAAACCAAAUCAUCGGAUGAAUUGGAUUGGAUUUGCUGUUUCCCAGCAUCUAAACUCCAAUGGACCAAAGGCAGUUGAUAUUCUUCAAGCAUAUGAAGGGACUUUGGAGGAUGAUUACCCUCCUGACAAUGAACGUAUUGAGCAUGGCGAAAUGCUUUUGUACAAGAUUUCUUUACUGGAAGAAUGUGGAUUGCUUGAGAGGGCUCUUGAUGAGUUGCACAAGAAAGAACACAAGAUAGUUGAUACAUUAUCUUACAAGGAGCAAGAGGCUUCUCUGCUUGAAAAGCUUGGCCGUUUCAGUGAAGGGGAAGAAUUAUACAUGAAACUGCUAUCCGAGAAUCCUGACAAUUAUGGGUAUCAUAAAGGCCUUCAAAGGUGUAUGGGGCUGUAUUCAGCAAAUGGUCAAUAUACUUUUGAUGAAAUUGCCCGAUUGGAAUCCCUAUAUGCAUCACUCAGCAAGCAACUUACAAGGUCGUCUGCUGUCAAGAGAAUUCCCCUUGAUUUUCUGAGUGAUGAAAGAUUCCGUUCAGCUGCUGAAAAUUAUGUCCGCCCUUUUCUGACAAAGGGAGUUCCUUCUCUAUUUUCAGACCUUUCUCCUCUGUACAACCAUCCUGGAAAGGCUGAUAUUUUGGAGCAGUUAAUUACUGAGCUGGAGAAUGCCAUCAAGACAACUGGUGCAUAUCCUGGGAGGGUGGACAAGGAGCCUCCGUCAACACUUAUGUGGAUUCUGUUUUAUUUGGCUCAGCAUUAUGAUAGGCGCUGUCAGUAUGAUGUUGCUCUCAAGAAAAUUGAAGAGGCCAUUGAACACACUCCAACUGUCAUUGAUUUAUACUCAGUGAAGAGCCGGAUCUUAAAGCAUGUUGGUGAUCCAGUAGCAGCUGCUGCUUUGGCUGAUGAAGCCAGAUGCAUGGAUCUUGCUGAUCGCUAUGUGAACAGUGAAUGUGUCAAACGUAUGUUGCAAGCAGAUCAGGUAGCAUUGGCCGAAAAGACAGCGGUAUUAUUCACAAAAGAUGGAGAGCAGCACAGUAAUCUCCAUGAUAUGCAGUGCAUGUGGUAUGAACUACAGUCUGGAGAAAGUUAUCUGCGUCAGGGGGACCUGGGGCGAGCCUUGAAGAAAUUCCUGGCUGUAGAAAAGCAUUAUGCCGACAUUACAGAAGAUCAGUUUGACUUCCACUCAUACUGCUUAAGAAAAAUGACUCUUCGGCCUUACCUUGAUAUGCUGAAGUUUCAAGACCGCCUUCACUCUCAUCCUUAUUUUCGCAAAGCAGCUGAAGGAGUGAUAAGAUGCUACUUGAAGUUGUACGAUUCUCCUCCAAAGUCAUUUGCAGAAGAAGAUGAAGAGAUGUCAAAGAUGGCUCCUUCUCAGAAAAAGAAAUUGAGGCAAAAGCAGAGGAAGGCUGAAGCCCGCGCUAAGAAAGAAGCAGAAGUGAAGGAAGAAUCAAAUGCUACUGCUGUUCAAAAAUCUGGGAAAAAGCAAGUUAAGCCAGUAGAUCCUGAUCCACACGGAGAGAAGUUACUGCAGGUUGAAGAUCCUUUAGUGGAAGCUACAAAGUACUUGAAACUUCUCCAGAAGCAUUCUUCUGACUCCUUGCAAACGCACUUGUUUUCUUUCGAAGUUAACAUGAGAAAGAAGAAAAUCUUACUUGCAUUGCAGGCAGUUAAGCAUCUAGUGCGGUUGGAUGCCGAUGAACCGGAUGUACAUCGUUGUUUGAUAAAGUUCUUUCAUAAAGUGUCAUCCAUGCCAUCUCCAAUAACUGAUGCAGAAAAACUUAUCUGGGGGGUGCUAGAAGCUGAGCGUCCAGCAUUCAGUCAGUUGCAUGAGAAAUCUCUCACCGAGGCAAACUCUAUGUUCCUAGAGAAGCAUAGAGAUUCCUUGAGGCACAGAGCUGCUGUAGCCGAAAUGAUUUUUGUUUUGGAACCACACAAGAAGCAAGAGGCUAUUAACUUGAUAGAAGAGUCAUCAGGCGACCUGUCUUUAUCAAAUGGAGCGGUUGGGCCAAACAGAGUUUGGAGGCCAAAGGAUUGCAUUGCAGUCCACAAACUCCUAGGAUCGAUUUUGGACGCCCGCGAUGCUGCUUCAAGAUGGAAAGCUCGAUGUGCUGAGUACUUCCCCCACUCAACGUACUUUGAGGGCCGUUGCAGCUCUGCUGUCUCAAAUUCCUCAUAUUACCAAAGUCACAAGCCAUCUGAAAAUGGAAACCCAACCGUGUCUUCCAAUGGGAAGUUGGAUUCACUCAAGGAUCUUGUCAUCCAAUAGUUUGCACACCAGCCAACAUUUCUCAGAGAUUUCCGCUUUCAGAGAUGAUUGAGGUAGGGAAUCAAUGUUGAAGGGUGAUCGGUUACGUCUUAUAUCUGAGAGUGAUUUUUCUUUUUUGACUGAGGCCGACGCCCACUUUACUGGUAUGGCGUAAUAUUUCAAAUGUGUAUACUCUUCACCAUUUUCGUUUUGACAGUUAGAUUUUGUAUUUCUCUUGCUUUGUGCUGGAGAAGAGGUUCCUUGGGUUAAUGAGUUUAGAGAGAGAAAAAAAGCAGGAUUUUCAAGAAGUGGUGUUACAGUCUCUCAGCAUAGAUCAUAAACACACCAAUAGUUGGCUAAGUUAAGAGCAUGUUGUAUUUUCUUAUUUUAUUGACACAUCAAUUGUGAUGUAUAAUUGCUAUUUUUAUGUUAAAAUUUUGUCUGAA